ACAAAUUGUCAGUGUUAGCGAAAAGCUGUGCUUUCAUUCUUAUCGCAUUGUAUCGCAUACUCUGUAAUCGAUUCAAGAAAUGGAGUUCAUUCGUCUCUGUGGAGUAACGUAACGUUUGAGCGUCUCUGUAGUUUCUUUCUGGCCAAUUCUUCCAUUGCUCUCUGCAUAUCUGUUAAAGGAGUAACUUAACAUUUCAGAGUCUCUUUGAAAUAAUGGAUGACUACUUGUUUCUUUCUCGCCAAUACAAUAUGCUUUCUCAAAUUAUGCUGAUACUCACUAAUUUUAUGAAGGUUUAAGGAAGUAGUAUAUGCUGGAAUAAAUUGAUGGAGUGUCUGUUUGGUUUUGCAUCUUCUGUUUCAAGAGAUUUAGUGUGUGGAGCAUUAAAUCAAUUACGUUAUCCUUGUUGCUUUAAAAAUUUCGUCAAAAGACUUCAAGAAGAAGAGAGCAAUUUGAUUAUAACGAGAGAUAGUGUCCAAAAAUUCGUUACCCAUGGCAAGAAGCAAGCGAGAAAGCCCAAUGAAAUUGUGGACAAGUGGCUGGAAGAUGCCAUCAAUGAUGUUCACAAUGUGAAUCAGUUGCUGGAAGAAGCAAGAACAAAAAAACAUUGUUGCUUUGGGCACUGUCCAAAUUGGAUUUGGCGAUACCAUGUUGGAAAAAAUUUAGCAAAUAAAACUAUGGACCUCGAAAAGUUCAUUGAAAAGGGUAGAAAAUAUGUGCCUUUUGACCGCAUCGCUACGCUUCCUUCAAACACCCUUGAUAUGCUUUUAGAGAAAUGCAUGAAUUUUGAGAGUAGACAAACUGCAUACGAGCAACUACUGGAUGCAGUGAAAAGUAAUGAUGUUUCCAUGAUUGGGUUGUAUGGAAUGGGGGGUUGUGGUAAAACCACAUUAGCAAUGGAGGUUAGGAAAUUAGUAGAAUCAGAGCAUCUUUUUGAAAAAGUUCUUUUUGUACCUGUUUCUAGUACGGUAGAAAUACGGAGGAUUCAAGAAAAAAUAGCAAGUUCACUACAAUUUGAAUUUCCAGAAACCGAAGAAAUGCAGAGAGCCCAAAGAUUGUGCUCAAGAUUAACUCAAGAAAAAAGUGUUCUUUUAAUUCUAGAUGAUGUGUGGGAGAAGCUUGACUUUGGUCAUAUUGGGAUUCCUUCUUCUGAACACCAUAAAGGAUUCAAGAUUCUCAUUACCAGUAGAUCAGAAGCAGUUUGUACUUUAAUGGAUUGUCAAAGAAAUAUUUACUUGCCAAUUUUAACGGAUGAAGAAGCAUGGACUCUUUUCCAAAAUAAAGCACUUAUAUCAGAAGCCACCCCUCAUACCUUAAAGAAUCUGGGAAGAUUAAUUUCCGAUGAAUGUAAAGGAUUGCCGGUUGCCAUUUCAGCAGUUGCUUGUAGUUUGAAGGGAAAAGUUGAGACGGAAUGGAGGGUUGCAUUGAAUAAAUUGAGACAUUCUAAGCCAAUAAAUAUUGAAAGAGGUUUGAUUGAUCCCUACAAGUGUCUACAACUGAGCUAUGAUAAUUUAGAUACUAAAGAAGCUAAAUCACUUUUCCGGUUAUGCUCUGUGUUUCCUGAAGAUUCUGAAAUUCAAGUUGAAGUUUUAACCAGAUGUGCAAUAGGGUUAGGUGUAGUUGGAGAAGUUGACUCAUAUGAAGAGGCAAGGAGUGAAGUGAUUGCAGCUAAAAUUAAGCUUGUUAGUUGUUGUUUGUUGUUGGAUACAGAUUAUGAAGGUGUCAAAAUGCAUGACAUAGUUCGUGAUGUGGCCCACAUAAUAGCAAAAAAUGAGAAUAAGAUGAUAAAGUGUGAAGUGGAGAAAGAUGUUAGAGUCGAACAAAAUUCUGUAAGAUAUCUUUGGUGUGCGAAAUUUCCUAAUGAUUUGGAUUGCUCCAAUCUUGAGUUUUUAUGCUUACGGACAAAGAUGAAAGGAUUUGAUGAAAUUUUCAAAAGAAUGGGAAGGCUCAAAGUUUUGAUUUUUAUCAACGAUGAGGAUGGAAAAACACCAUUGUCAACAAUAUCUUUCAAAACAUUAACAAAUCUUCGUUAUUUAUUCAUUAAGAAUUAUGAAUUGAGCGACUUCUCAUUUUUUGGCGGUAUGAAGAAUCUUCAAAGUCUAAAGUUACAUGGUUGUUCACUGCCUGCAUUUCCUGAAGCAAUUACACUAAAAUUGUUAGAGUUGAAAAAAUGUGAUAUUAAAGUGAAGAAUUUUGAAGUGAUGAAGAGAAUCCCGCAUUUGGAAGAGUUGUACAUUAUUGAUAUUGAAGGAGAAUGGUGGGAUGCUAACAGCGAAGACAAUAUUGAAUUCUUUAAGACGUUUAGCAUUCCCGAAACACUGCAAAGGUAUGGAAUUGUAUUAGGGUCUUAUAAUUUUGAUCAUUAUAAUAAUGAUAGAGAUAUUUACAUUCAUGGAAGAACUUUAUUACUUAACCAUUUUGACAUAUCAAAUGAGGUAAUGAAGGGUUUGGCAAAAAAUGCAAAGGAUCUAUUUGUAGGAAAUAUUCAUGGAGGCGCAAAAAAUAUGAUCCCUGAUAUAUUUCAAAUUGAAGGAGGUGGUUUGAAUGAGUUGAAUAUGUUGGUGAUACGUGAUUCUGAAGAGUUAGAAUGUUUGAUUGACACUCAUAGUCACUCGAGUGAGGUCGUAACUCUAUUUUCCAAGUUGCAUACGUUGAAAAUCCUUAACAUGGAAAAUCUAAAAGCUAUAUGGCAUUGUUUUCUUCCUGCUAAUGGACCUUUUGAGAACUUAGAGAAGUUGUAUUUAAGUGAUUGUCCAUGGUUGACAUUUCUCUUUACAUAUGUGGUUGCUCAAAAUUUGGUACAAUUGAAAAUAUUAAAAAUAUCAAGAUGUGAUGAACUGAAGCAUAUAUUGACAUAUGAUGAGAAAAGUGAAGAUGAAUUCAGCAGUGGGCAUCCUGUACAAAUCUUCCAAAAUCUUCAGGAAGUAGAGGUAUAUAGCUGUCGAGAAUUAAAACAUAUAUUCUUGGCCAACAUUGUAGGAGGCUUAACUCAAUUGAAAGUUCUCCUCAUUGAAGAAUGUGACAUGCUAGAUCAAAUAAUUGCAGAUAUUGUUCCAUUAAGGGACCAAGAUAGAAAAGAAGAACUUGAUGAAAUAAUUGAAAAAGGAACUCUAUCCAGCCUUGGAAGCCUUAAGAUAAAACGUUGUGGGAAGUUAGGCUCAAUUUUUACAGCAUCGAUAGCUAAGACCUUGACUUCUUUGGAAGAAUUGUUCAUAGAACACUGCAAAAGUUUGAAGGAUAUAGUAACUCACGAAAGGAUCAAUAAAAAUCAGGAGGAAAGCAUUGUUGAGGAUGACUAUGAUUGUCAGAGUGAUAUUUCAAUCUUCCAAAGUUUGAAAAAGCUACAUAUCAGUAAUUGUGACUUAUUGGAGGGUAUAUUCCCUGUUUCUUUUGUUGGAGAAUUGAAUGAUAUAACAAAUAAAGAGGCUGCUCAUUUGAAAGACUUCUCUAGUCCAAAUAAUACUCAAAUUGAGCUUCCUGCUUUACAAGUACUUGAACUUCAUUAUAUUCGGAACAGAACCAUUGUUGGUAGUUAUGAUGUGAUAUGUCCAUCUUUAAGAACACUAUCAUUGGAUAUUGGGAGAUAUGUUGUGUUUUUCAACAUAAAUUGUUCAACAGAUGCUUCAGAAGCUACAAAAAGGGAUUUUAUUGCAAUCAAGAUAUCGAACUCAGAUUUUGUUCCCCCGGUUGAAAGUGUCGAAUGUCUUUCAGAACUACCACAUGGUUUGAACUUGAUUAUGACACACAAUAUUAGAGAAAUUGAACUGAAAGGCUUUGAUAAGGCAAGUUACCUUUUUAAACUGUCCAUUGCUUCAUCAUUGAUGAUGUUGGAAAUUUUGAGAGUUAAGGAAUGUGAUGGACUUGAGUACAUUAUAGACACUGAUGAUGAUGAAUAUGGCAAAGACAAUAUGAAAGCUAUCUUUCCUAACUUAAAAGAACUCUCCUUGUAUGAGUGUUUCCAAUUGAAAUAUAUGUUUGGGAAAUAUCACGUAGCCAACAAGGAUUACAAGGAGAUUCAUAUUCAAUUCUCAGCAUUGGAAAUACUCUAUUUUCGUAAUCUACCAAAGUUUGUUAGCAUUUGUUCUACCAACAAUCUCAUUUUGACGUGGCCAUCUUUGAAGGACUUUGAGUGUAACGAAUGUUUCUAUCCAUUUUAUAGUUUUGUCAGUUGUUUGACGAUUCCUUCAAAUUCAAGAGAGCCUAUUAUCACAAGUACGAAGGAUCCGAAAGGGAUUCAGAACCAUCUCCCCACUUUGCAAACUCUAAACAUAAAGCAUUCUCGUGCAGAACGUAUUUUUUGUCUUAAUGAACAUGAAAUGAUUGGCCAACAAGUGAGUUUAAGGUUAGAGAAGUUGGACUUGUAUAAUCUACCUGAAAUGACUUAUAUUUGGGUGGGUCCCAACAAUUCACUUACUCUCCAACAUCUUACCACAUUAGAAAUAAGGGAUUGUGGAAAGUUGGAAGUAAUCUUUCCAAAGUCUGUUGUAAGAUGCUUACCAGAGUUGAAGAACGUAACCAUAAUAAGGUGCAUGGAAUUGAAGCAGAUCAUCGAAGAAGACGAGUCCAAUCCUCUUUCCAUAGAUGGAGACUCUGAAGAGGAGAUUAUUGGAUGUCAUAAAAAAGCUUCAAAGAAUUAUUUUGCCUUCCCAAAUCUUGAAGAACUAGAAAUAUUUGAAUGUGCAAAAUUGGAAGUAGUCUUUCCAAAGUCCGUUUUAAGAUGUUUACUAAAGUUGAAGAUUUUGAAGAUAAGCAAAUGCAAAGAAGUAAGACAAAUCAUUGAAAAGGAUGUGGAGGAUAAAAAUUUGUCUAACAUUCUUUCUCCUCGGCCAUGCUUCCCAAAACUAGAAGCAUUGCAGGUUGAUGAUUGCCACAAGUUGAAAAGAUUAUUUUGUGGAUCUGCUUCUAAUGACCUUCCCAAUCUUCAUCUUCUAGUCAUAAAUGGAGCCAAUGAACUAGAAGAGCUUGUUGGAUGUAAACAAGGAAAGAUUAAAGUUGAGCUUCCAAGACUCAAACUUCUAAUAUUUAUCCAUCUGGAAAACUUCAGUCAAGAGAUUGAUUUGCAUAAUUUGAAGAAUUGCAUUGUCUAUGAAUGUCCAAAACUCUCUUUGACUUCAACAACUACUCUUGAGAAGCUUUGUGAAGAUUUUCCUUCCGAAGAUUUCAUAAACACAGAACUUGGUAGUUGGGAAUUUGAACGCAUAGUAAGAAUUUCAACUAUUACCGAUAGCAGUGAGUUCACUUCAUCACAGGAGAUUGAGGACUUAGGAAACGAGAGCAUUAAAUCUUCAUCCACUGGAGUUGAAGACAUUGGCACUGGAGAUGCUGUUGCAACUCACAUUGAUUCCAAGGUAGUUGAACAAGAUGAUAAAUUGAAUGAAGGCAAGGCCGGAACAGUGGAAAGCCAAGUAGAAGAAGGGUUAAACCUUUUUCAUAAACAAGAGAGAAUAGAUGUUUUUCCUAACAACAAUAUUGACAUUUCUUCAGCUUCUGCAGAUAUCCGUACAAGAUUGGGAGCAUAUAAACAUUUUGUUGAUCUGGAUGAUGCACAGAUUUCUCUUCUGGUGGAGGCAAUUACAACAUAUCCUCAUCUCUGGAAUGCUCCCAAGAAGUUUAGUGAGCGCUUUCAAGCUUGGAGGUUCAAAAUUUUGGCAGAUAUGUUGUUGUUCCUUCAGAAGGAAAGUGUCCAUAGUGUUAUUCCUCAAAGACAAAAGGAGUUCGAUAGACUAUGUGAAGAAGCUAUUGAAAUUGGAUUUGAGAGUUCAUGGGUAGAGGAAAUGCGUCAACGUGUUGUAGCGAGGGAUUCUAAGCUAGGAGAGGACAUUGCUAAGAGACAAAUGGAUGAGAAUUCUAAGAGGUGUAGUAAAGGGGACAUGGUACCAGAUUCCCAGGCUGCUGAACGAGGUGAUGGGCCUAAGAUUAGCUUGGAAGAAGGUUCUGACUUGGUUGAUAAAGAAGCUGAAAUAGGUGUUGUUUCUAAUCACCACAUCGUUGCUAUGAGAAAUGAAGAAGCAAAGAAGGAAUUUGUUGCAGAAGUUUUCACUUCAGAAAUACCAAGAAUAGCAACAUCAUUAACAAACUCGCAAACAGUUGAAAAGCCAACACCCUCAAAUGAAUUGGUGGACACACAGCAGACUAGUGAACAGUGUCAGAUGAAGCAGAAAAAACCACUUGGUGAAAUUCCUAAGAGUAUUGAGCAAGUUGCUUUAGAGGAAACCAUAGCAAAGAACACCAAUAUGGCAGCUUCAUCAAUUCUUUCCGAAUCCGCCACCUCUAAGUUGGAUCCAACAGUUACUUUACUAAGUAAAUCAUAUCCAUAUCUUAGUGAAAUUAAGAGCAGCCAAAUUGAGGCACGCAUUGCUAAAGAAAGUGAAGGCCAUCCUAAAAUCAUUCAAGACUUUGGGGCCAAUGAUAUCACGAGUUUAUUUGCACCAGUUAUUGUGGGGAAAGAGGGUGAAGAUAAGCUAGUUGGAAAGACCCUUGCUGAGUUAGAAAAGUAUAUGAAGAUGUCUUUGAAGGAUAUAGUUAGCUCUGAGACUAACAGCCUUUGCCUUUUGUCUGCUCUUAAUUUCCUAUCCAACCUUCCUUUCAAAGAUGUCAAAGUAUCAGAUGGACUCAAACAUAUUAUAGACACUAUGCACCGACACUUCCCAAGCAUUUUAUGCUCCUUUAAGCAAGGCUUUGCCACCACUCACAAGUUGGCAGAACUUGAAGCUCGUGCGAAUGAGGUGACCAUUAAAAAGAAUUUAUAUGAUGAACUUCAACGGAAGGAAGUAGUUUUGAAGGAACAAAUCAUUAGGUUGAAGGAAGAAAUAAGAGUUUGUGAGGUUGCCUUAUCAUCCCUCGAGGAGGAAAAAAAUAAAUGCAUUGCGGAAACUGUAGAAUACAAAACGAAGCUUGAAAAUGCGAGGAAAGAGGAAUCUCAAAUGUUGGAGGUGGCUCAUAAAUGGUCAAUUCUGUGUAGUCAAUAUGAGCUCAAUCGGAUGGCUACUAUAAAUCCCUCGUGAGGGUUUUCGUUGUUCAUUAUUAUUAAGGUUAAUGUCUUUUUUUUUUUAGUGGUUUAUGCUUCAAUAAGGUAGCUUGGUCCUAAAUGAACUUAAUGUGCACCCAACCCAUCAACCAAUACCACUCAUCAUACAGUUUCAAUUUAGUUUCUAAAUUUCGAUGGUGCUAUUUUGUUGUAUGUUUGCUAUCUUAUUUGUUGUGUAAGAGGUUGUUCUUCUUAAAACAGACAAAACAAAGUGUUAUGAUAAAUGAAAAAACUAUUUGUUCUCUUAUGUAACUCAGUGAUCAAAUGCAUCUCAUUUUUUCUUCAAAAUUACAGAAACCAUUUU
This is a messenger RNA of Vigna radiata var. radiata (mung bean), 7328 nucleotides long. RefSeq lists its product as uncharacterized. Bases 324 to 7001 code for a protein of 2225 amino acids. Lineage: Eukaryota; Viridiplantae; Streptophyta; Magnoliopsida; Fabales; Fabaceae. The record is from RefSeq and is a predicted model, not a curated record. Gene Ontology annotation, molecular function: ADP binding. The transcript is spliced from 14 exons.